Messenger RNA from Salpingoeca rosetta, 751 nucleotides. RefSeq lists its product as uncharacterized. NCBI's taxonomy places the organism in Eukaryota, Choanoflagellata, Craspedida, Salpingoecidae. Gene Ontology annotation, cellular component: cytoplasmic dynein complex. The record is from RefSeq and is a predicted model, not a curated record. Gene Ontology annotation, biological process: microtubule-based movement. The coding region runs from base 74 to 751 and encodes 225 amino acids. The transcript is spliced from 7 exons.
AUUUUGGCUAUUUUUCCACAACAGCAGCAAGCGACCAAACGGCGGCAGUGGCUGGUGGUGACGGAUCGACGAGAUGAGUUCUUCUGACCGUUUGGCGGAGAUUGCCCGCAAGAAAGAGCAGCUUGCGGAGAUCAAGCGUCGCCGUCAGGAACGCGCUCGCACUCGCACACAGCCCGGUGUUCUCGCGGGCACCGACUUGGUGGAUGGCGAUGUGAACACGCUUGUUGAGCAGCUGCUUUCUGAGAGCAGCUAUGCUCCACCUCCAUCCAAAGUGACCAUCUCUGAGGACUCUCAACAACAACAGCAGCAACAGCAGCAGCAGGCUCGCCCUGCUGCAACCCGCAUGCGCUUCAGGAGCCGGGCGUCGCUCGGGGUGUCGGAGGUGCGGCACGAGGACAUCCUGCCCGCAGAGACAAUCGUGUACACCAAGGGCGCGCAGACAGACCCCGUGGCGGAGCUGGAGCCAAAGGCGCAGGACGAAGCGGCGGAGCAGAAGGAAGGCGGCAGUGGCGAGCAGGAGAGCAAGGAGGAGCAGGUGCAGGCGGGGGAAGGGGAGGUGGCCGAGACAGGCAGCGAUGACGGGGAGGGCGAGGAAGGCAAGCACGCCGAAGAGCAAGUCAAAGUGAUGGACGAGGGUGAAGCGCAGGAUGUGAUGAACACACACGACUUCCAGCAGUUCUUUGACGGCGCGUCGCUUCUCGUGGAGCGCGGGGGGCGGAUAAGGGUUGUGCUCCACCCCCCUUUUUCCUAA